AUGAUAAGAGCUUACGCUCAAAGUGAUCAACGUGCCUGGGAUGUAAAACUUCCUCAAUUGGCUUUCGCUCUAAGGACGACGAUAAACGAUAGCACUGGAGAAUCUCCUGCCUUCUUGAUGUGCGGUCAUGAACCUCAUUUACCGAUAGAUGUACUAUUUGGUUCAAUAAAUCCAUCUGACGAUCAUCCAGCCAAUGAUCGAGAUGUUCGGGUCUAUCGUGAUCGACUUACAGCUAACCUUUUACCAGCAUUUAAUUUUGUGACCUUAUUACUCUCCAUUUCAAAUUCCUUCUUUAUAAGUCGAGAUUAA
This is a messenger RNA of Didymodactylos carnosus, 309 nucleotides long. The record is from the annotation of a GenBank genome assembly. NCBI's taxonomy places the organism in Eukaryota, Metazoa, Rotifera, Eurotatoria, Philodinida, Philodinidae.